CUCGGGGCUCUUCAUUCCACCUUGCUUGCUUUAUUCACCUCUGUGAAAAGGUGUGUGUUGCAGCUUACCUCCAUCCUUGCAAGAUGUCUUGCUACGACCUGUGUUCCACCUCUGCCUGCGGCAUCAACCGCCCCCAGCCCCUUGCUGACAGCUGCAACGAGCCGUGCGUCCGUCAGUGCCCUGACUCCACGACUGUGAUCCAGCCACCCCCGGUUGUCAUCACGUUCCCUGGCCCCAUCCUCAGCUCCUUCCCACAGGAUUCGGCUGUGGGAUCCUCUGGAGCACCCGUCCUUGGGGGCUACGGAGGCUACGGCUCCCUGGGCUAUGGGGGCCUGUAUGGCUACGGGGGCUAUGGCUCCCAGGGCUAUGGGGGUCUGUAUGGCUAUGGGGGCUAUGGCUCCCUGGGCCAUAGGGGUCUGUAUGGUUAUGGAGGCUACGGCUCCCUAGGCUUUGGAGGCCUGUAUGGCUAUGGAGGCUCUCUUGGUUAUGGGGGUCUGUAUGGCUAUGGUAGACCCUAUGGUUCUGGCUAUUGCAACCCUUACUCCUCCUGGUCCAACAGGUACAGCCGUGGCAGCUGCAGGCCCUGCUAAACACAACAGGAAAAUCCACUGAAUAAAGUACAAGUAAAAAACAAAAUGCAGAUUCACCAGUGAGCAGAUGAGUGACAGCUUUGUUAAAGCACUCACAAACCCUGUUCAGUGCAGUGCUUUCUGCAUUCUCUGUACCUCUCCUUUUUUCCCCUUGAUUUUUUUCCUGGUAUCUUCAUGGGUUCAAUUCCUUACUAUCUUCUACUUUAUCAUACUUGUGACUGAAUGCAGUGAGACUUUUAACAGCAUCUUUCAAAAUGUGUUUGUCUCUGACAUCUUGG
Messenger RNA from Aquila chrysaetos chrysaetos, 868 nucleotides. RefSeq names its product scale keratin-like. Lineage: Eukaryota; Metazoa; Chordata; Aves; Accipitriformes; Accipitridae. The record is from RefSeq and is a predicted model, not a curated record. Gene Ontology annotation, cellular component: intermediate filament. The coding region runs from base 84 to 590 and encodes 168 amino acids. Gene Ontology annotation, molecular function: structural constituent of cytoskeleton. The transcript is spliced from 2 exons.